Molecule: messenger RNA, 1896 nt
Organism: Cucurbitaria berberidis CBS 394.84
Lineage: Eukaryota; Fungi; Ascomycota; Dothideomycetes; Pleosporales; Cucurbitariaceae
Product: N-terminal nucleophile aminohydrolase
Exons: 4
Coding region: 1-1896 (631 amino acids)
Biological process (GO): protein maturation
Molecular function (GO): threonine-type endopeptidase activity
Source: RefSeq, a predicted model, not a curated record
AUGUCGGCUUCUCAUCGCCAUUAUGCGACGACAGAUGGUGCAUAUCCAAUCGAGUCACACAUACGCAAGGCAACAAGUAGCCCACCUAACGAUGACGUGUGCUGUAUAUACGUCCACGCGGGUGCCGGAUACCACAGUCAUCAAAACGAGCAGAUACAUCUCGCAGCGUGUAAUGACGCCGCACAACUAGCUAUGUUGAUCUUGAAGAACGGGGGAUCGGCGCUGGACGCAGUAGAGGCUGCCGUCAAAACGCUCGAAGACAGGGAGAUCACAAACGCCGGAUACGGAAGCAACCUGGCUAUGGACGGCGUUGUUGAAUGUGACGCCUCUGUUGUUGACCACUUCGGUCGCAGCGGGGCUGUUGGUGCCGUAGCUCAAAUUAAGAACCCUAUCUCGUUAGCGCGAAUGAUUCACGACCAUACCAUGAGCUCACUCACAUUACGCCGUGUCCCACCGAACCUUUUGGUUGCUCAAGGUGCAACUGAGUUUGCGGCGGAGAUGGGCAUGCCGAUCCUACCACAUGAUGCACUUAUAUCGCCAGCUGCAAAAGAGCGAUGGAUCCGAUGGCGCGCUGACCUAAAGUCUGCUGAGCGCAAGGCCAAGAAGGCUGGUAGUCAUCCUUCGUGCUGGCAGAUACAAAAUAACAUCACACCAGAGGAUGAGGCAGCGCAGCAGGGUAUGCGCGAACAGCAUACACAGAAUCUGUUGCGAGGAUAUCCAUCUCUAAUCUCCUCCUCGCCAGAGCCCUCCAACGAACAACUCUACUACUUGACGGAUGUUACCUCGAGUACCCCUUCUGAUCCCUCACUGCCUCUAUUUUCUGACCGAUCCUCGGGCACUCGGCUCAGCGAUGAUCGGAUCCCCACGCCAGAUACAUCCAACCAGUCCCCGAUACCUGAAGACUUUCGCCCUCACACGGUCGCCGAGUCCUCUCGCAAUGCUUUUAUCAACAGCACACAGAAGGUGCCAACCAUGAGUCAGUAUCGAGACCACCGAGUCCCUCGAGACGGCACAUUCAAUCGCAUUGCGGAAGAAGCACACCGCGAUCCAGCACAUGCUGCGUCCGUGCGCAAGUCUUACGGCGAUGGGUCUAGUGAAGAGUCAGACUCUACUUCCAGCGCGAAAACGAUGAAAGCAGGCUUCGUCGACGCACCGUCUGAUUUUAAUCUCGGUAGUCCUUUGCCGGAGAUACAGACCCAAAAGAUCUUCGAGGCACCCUCACCGCGUGUGUCUACGCCAUCGAAUUUUGCCAAGACAGCGCCGAGGCCUGCUGGCCCAUUCCCACUUCAGUCCGAGAAAGAGGACCACAUCACUGACACAGUUGGCGCAAUUGCGGUAGACAGCUGGGGCAACAUCGCUUGCGGUGCUUCGUCGGGAGGUAUUGGCAUGAAAUAUAGAGGACGAGUUGGACCGGCAGCUCUUGUAGGCGUUGGUGCUGCAGUCAUCCCUGUCGACCCAGAUGAUCCAGAACAGACUUGUGUUGCAACUGUUACAAGCGGAACAGGCGAGCACAUGGCAACCACGAUGGCCGCCACUGUAUGCGCCGAGCGCCUCUAUCAGAGCGUGAAGAAGAGCAGGGGCGGAGAGUACGUGGAGGUGACAGAGGACGAAGCGCUUAGAUCGAUGAUUGAGAAUGAGUUCAUGGGCCAUCCAAGCGUAAAGCACAGCAACUCAGUCGGCGCCAUCGGCAUCCUAGGCGUCAAAAAGAUGCGUGCUGGUAUGCUCCUCUACUACGGACACAACACAGAUUCGUUCGCUAUGGCUUCCAUGUCUUCGGACGAAGACAGGCCUGCCUGCUCGAUGUCGCGCAGUAAUGGCAGUGGUCAGAUUGCACAGGGUGGCCGCAUGAUGACAAUGAGACGACACAAGAAGACAAAGUCGACGCCGCACCGAUGA